ACCAAUCGGUAACGUUUCCCAAUCCCAAAUGGCUAUGCCUCUCCGUUGCAUCCAGUCGGCGGCCGCCAUCCUCGCGGAGAGCAAGGGCACGCGCCGAUGCUCCACCGCGGUUUCUGCGAGGAGCCCUAAAGGCGACCAAGCCCUCGGCCUCCCGUCUCGCCCCAAGAAGGUGAACCGCGGCUCCUGCAUCCUCCCUCCCCUUCACGCAGCGCCCGAACCCAUCGGUAGCACAUCUGCAAUCAGCCCUGAGAGCCUCACUGGUUCCUUAGAAAGUGUAGAAGUUCUUGAUUUAACUGGAAAAGCGAUUCGCAUAACAGACUUGUGGAGAGAUAGGAAAGCUGUAAUUGCAUUUGCACGUCAUUUUGGAUGUGUUUUUUGUCGUAAACGGGCUGAUCUUCUUGCCUCCAAGAAGGAAUUGAUGGAUUCAGCUGGAGUUGCUCUUGUUUUGGUUGGACCUGGUAGUACUGAACAGGCAAAGGCAUUUGUUGAGCAAACCAAAUUCAAAGGAGAAGUUUAUGCGGAUCCCACCCAUUCAUCGUAUGAUGCACUUAAUUUUGCUUAUGGCGUAUCAACAACUUUUUCUCCAUCUGCUGGUAUGAAAAUCGUACAAUUAUACUUAGAAGGAUAUAGACAGGACUGGGGGCUUUCAUUUAAAAAGGAUACGGUGGCAAGAGGUGGUUGGCAACAAGGAGGCAUAAUUGUAGCAGGUCCCGGAGUGAGCAACAUCUUAUACAUCCACAAGGACAAAGAAGCUGGAGAUGAUCCUGACGUGGAAGAAGUUAUCGAAGCAUGCUGUUCCUAAUAGAUUGUGGGAUAAUUUCCCCUGAUAUCUUUACCGUAAAGAUGAAUAGUUGAAGACAACUGCUCCUGCUGUCCUUAAGGCCAAAAUGAAGAACCGAAACAACUACCGAGUAACAAAAUGCCGAUACUCUUUAUGUAAAGCUCAGAUGUGAAUCUUGGAGAACAAAGUUCCGUUGUGUCCGUGCACCGACAUGAAGGACAAGCAGGAUGAUUUUCUUUUUCUAUUUUUUAUCGUGUAAAAGAAAUCGAAUGCUCCUUCUGUAAUGGAUGUCGAUGUCUUAGGUCGGAUUCAUAUCAGGAUGUAUUUAAAUUACUUAGCUUAUUCCCUUGCCGCUC
Musa acuminata subsp. malaccensis (wild Malaysian banana) is the source of this 1137-nucleotide messenger RNA. Its product is annotated as thioredoxin-like protein AAED1, chloroplastic. The record is from RefSeq and is a predicted model, not a curated record. Gene Ontology annotation, cellular component: chloroplast. Lineage: Eukaryota; Viridiplantae; Streptophyta; Magnoliopsida; Zingiberales; Musaceae.